UUUCUCUGUGGCAAAAAUGUCGGACUCGAUGAUCGCUGAUCAGACUUAUCUCUUUCUCAAUCGGAUACAAGAGAGAAGGUUCGAUGAAGAGUCUCUUCGGAUUCUCGAGCUGUCCCUGGUUGCAAUGAAUGUGAAAUCGUUUUCCGAAGUUAGAUCCCGAUUGGCAGAUUUCAUGAGAUCUGAAUCGGCUGCCAUAUUCGGUGAGCUCACUGGAGAAUCCAUCGUUGCAAAGCUCUCCGUACUUGAAUUCUUCGCUCGUGCUUUUGCUCUUAUCGGUGACAUUGAGAGUUGUUUGGCUAUGAGGUAUGAGGCAUUAAAUCUACGGGAUCUCAAGUCCCCUAGCUGUUUGUGGUUAAGGGUUUCACAUUCAGAAUGGACCGAAUUUGCAGUCCAAUCUAUGGAAAAUGGAUUCCUAUCUAUUGCCGGAAAGGCGUCUGAAAAUGCGUUAUUGAGCCUUAAAAGGGAUAGUCUUAUUGAAACAAAACAAGAAGAGUAUUCUACAAUUUUGGAUGCAGCUGAGAAAGUAAGGAGACUAAGGGAUUCAGCUGCCUUGUUAACAUCUUCAUAUUCAGGCACAGGGUGCAGAGUACUUGAGGAGCAAGGAACUCAGGGUACUAAGCAGACAGACUCGACCAAUUAAAAAUCCAGACUGCACAGGUAGCAAUUUGUUCAGAGAAGGUAUCAAUAAGCGUAACGAACGAAUGUUGCAACAUCUCCUGUAGUAUUCAGAUGACUCGAGAUCUAGAAUCAGAUUCGCGCUGUGUUGAUGCAAAUGGUGGUACACACUUCAAUGACCUUUUAAUGCUUCAUGACCAUUUAAAUACAGGUCAGCUUUUGAUAAAACAUUACUACUUAGAUAUUACUGAAGAUCAUAGUUUGUUCACAUAAAAACAGAAAAAGUUCAAUCUUUCUACCCUUUUGCAUCUAACAUCAUGUUUCUUUCAUGGAAAGGGUCAUCAUUAUGUAUGAGCAAAUCCAAACAAAGCCAGGCGAGCUAGUUUUUUUUCCAGUCUCGUUCCAUUAGUCAAUGUUGACUUCUUUUUUAGUAC
Messenger RNA from Eutrema salsugineum, 1049 nucleotides. RefSeq lists its product as uncharacterized. The transcript is spliced from 5 exons. NCBI's taxonomy places the organism in Eukaryota, Viridiplantae, Streptophyta, Magnoliopsida, Brassicales, Brassicaceae. The record is from RefSeq and is a predicted model, not a curated record. Bases 17 to 640 code for a protein of 207 amino acids. Gene Ontology annotation, biological process: meiotic DNA double-strand break formation.